Molecule: messenger RNA, 3295 nt
Organism: Hypanus sabinus (Atlantic stingray)
Lineage: Eukaryota; Metazoa; Chordata; Chondrichthyes; Myliobatiformes; Dasyatidae
Gene: blk
Product: BLK proto-oncogene, Src family tyrosine kinase
Exons: 13
Coding region: 809-2272 (487 amino acids)
Biological process (GO): protein phosphorylation; cell differentiation; innate immune response
Cellular component (GO): extrinsic component of cytoplasmic side of plasma membrane
Molecular function (GO): signaling receptor binding; ATP binding; non-membrane spanning protein tyrosine kinase activity
Source: RefSeq, a predicted model, not a curated record
GGUCUUGAGGCUCUUGUAAAUUUACUUAAGUAAACGUUACUUAUCUACCGCGGCUGGACUUCAAUGUCACCUGGGUUUACAAAGGGUUAAAUUUUACCGACAGUGUGGGACCAUGGUGAGUCCAGAAGGCAGUUCCCAUUUAGCCGCUCAGCAGCUCGCAUGCGGUGCAGCAACACCCCUUGAUUCAUAAAAUUUGCUCCUGGCAUCUCAGAGCGACGCUUCCUUUUUGUUGGAGAAAUAACUAAUAAACAAAAUGACACGGAAGAGCCAAGGCUUGACUCCACCCGUGGCUAGUCCAGCUGAGAAGUCCGUCCAACCCACGGCGUAGGGUGGACAGGGGUGCCAGACGAGAGCGGACGCGAGCUGAAGGGAGGGAGGUCGGACUCGGCUCGGCGUACCCGCAGCCGAAGCCCCUGCGUCGAGGAAGCAGCGCGCAAUGCAAGCCUUUCAUGCGGCUGAUGUGACUGACUGACCUGAGUUCCCCUCAGCGCUGAGGCACCCCAAUUCUUCGCCUGCAUCCUCUCUGGUGCCGGGCCAGCGUGGUCGAAGGGCUGUAUUACCGCCGAUCAUUUUCUGUGGAAACUAGACCAAAACAAAACAAGGUGUGUUGUGGCCAUUUCCGAUCCGAUGGUUUCCGAUUAUUCUCGAUGUCCAACUUGAUUAGACAGCCAGGAAAAUAGAACAAACUUGCGCCUCUCAGCCGGGUUGUAAAGGACGUCCCCUCAUGUUACCUUCCGCAGAAUCAGAUGAAGCCGUUGCCAUUUUUACCGAUUGAGACUUAAUGUAAAUAGACUACAUUUCAGCAAGGAUGGGCUGUGCAAUAAGCACCAAACCGAGAGUAAACAGUCUUGUCCAUCGGAACCGGGCCAAUGGCGUUGAAGCUGGGCAACAGGUUCAUUUUGAAGAUCAAGCGACAUCAUUUGAACACUCCCAGGCAAAGACAUUUGUUGCAUUAUAUGACUAUGAACCAGCAAGCGAACGUGAUCUGGGAUUUAAGAAAGGUGAACGCCUUAUUGUGAUAUCAGAAAAAGGAGAAUGGUGGAAGGCAAAGUCCUUGGUCUCUGGCAAAGAAGGUUAUGUUCCCGGUAACUUCAUGGCAAGAGUGGACACAAUAGAAGUUGAAAGUUGGUUCUUCAAAGGAAUAAGCCGGAAGGAUGCUGAGAGGCAGUUGUUGGCUUCAGGCAAUAAAUCGGGAACGUUCCUAAUCCGGGAGAGUGAAACUAGUAAAGGUUCCUUUUCGCUGUCUGUGAAGGACAAUGACCCUAAAUAUGGUUCUGUAGUGAAGCACUACAAGAUAAGACUACUUGAUGAUGGGGGUCAUUAUAUCACUCCGAGAGCCACAUUCCCCAAUUUACAGAAAUUGGUUCAUCAUUAUUCAAAAAGUUCAGAUGGACUGUGCCAGCGUCUGACUAAGCCAUGCCCCAUGCAGGUUCCUCGAAAGCCCUGGUGGCCGGAUGAAUGGGAAAUCCCAAGAGACGCCCUCAAGCUUGGAGCUAAACUUGGAGCUGGGCAGUUUGGGGAAGUUUGGAUGGGUUACUAUAAGAACAAUACCAAAGUUGCCAUUAAAAUGUUGAAGGAGGGCAGCAUGUCUCCACAGGCUUUUCUGGAAGAAGCCAACCUUAUGAAGACACUUCAACAUGACAAGCUGGUGCAGCUGUAUGCAGUUGUGACAAAGGAGCCCAUAUACAUAGUGACUGAAUUUAUGGCAAAAGGUAGUUUGCUGGAUUUUCUAAAGACCAACGAAGGAGGGAAGUUAGAGCUAACAAAAUUAAUUGACAUGUCGGCUCAGGUGGCAGAGGGCAUGGCGUAUAUUGAACAGAAAAAAUACAUCCACAGGGAUCUGCGAGCUGCCAAUAUAUUGGUAUCUGAUUCGUUGGUCUGCAAGAUUGCAGAUUUUGGUCUUGCCCGACUUAUAGAUCAUGAAUACACAGCACGUGAAGGUGCUAAAUUCCCUAUCAAAUGGACAGCUCCAGAGGCUAUUAAUUACGGUACCUUCACAAUCAAGUCUGAUGUCUGGUCCUUUGGUGUACUUUUAACGGAAAUUACAACGUAUGGGAGAGUACCAUAUCCAGGGAUGAGUAACCCUGAAGUAAUCCGGAGUCUAGAACGCGGGUAUCGAAUGCCUCGCCCCGACAACUGCUCAAAUGAACUCUAUGAUAUCAUGUUGAACUGCUGGAAAACUGCUCCAGACGACAGACCCACAUUUGAAUACUUACAGAGUAUUCUGGAGGACUUCUUCACAGCCACAGAAGGGCUCUAUCAUUCUGCUUAGCUCCAGGCACCUAGUGAAAGAAGCAGGUGCUUUGCCACCAGACCUCAAAUUAAACACUUUGUUUUCAUUCAUGUGUUGCUGAAAACAAUUCAAAGAAAACCAGCUUCUUAUGUGUUUUGUCCUAAUUGGUUUGCCAUAAUCGUUUGGUUUUAACCGUAAACAAGCCACAUUUUGGGCUGAUGUUCUGAAGACUCAGUGUUAAUAGAAACAUGUGCCUGCAGAAGAAACUAUUGAGCACGUUUCAUUGGAAGUGCCUUCCACAAACUCUUGUGAGCAUAGAAAAAUGUCGUUCCUGAUUAAGUACCUUGCCAGCAUUUUUGACAGCUCCUUCUCCUUGGGAUCUUUGGCUGGUUUAGAUAAAAUUUGUGUACACUUUUCAUGCUGACUUGGGAAACUCAUUCCAAGCUUGUCAUCUUGAAACCUUCACAUUAUGUUUUGUAGCUGUCUAGCUAUGUCAGUUCACUGACUGAAUGCUAGAAACAUUGAGAGUUUUUUAAAUUUCAUUUUUAUUAUGUUCUAUAUUUUAUAGAGAGUAUCUGAACAAUUUCAUAUGAAACCAUUAUUGCUUAUGCUGGAAGUUUUCCUGAAGCUAUAUUGGCUGUUCUGGCUUGUUAAUGUAUUACAAGAUGUAAGCCAAAAUUUUUCAAAGCUACAGAUUUUUCUGAAGUUUAAAUCAUCAUUGAACUCAUGUUAAAAUGAUCUUGCUUUUUACUUGAAUAUGCACAAUUGUUCACAUCUAAACAUAUUGCUUAGAGACUGUACGGUGCAAUUCCAAUUCAGUGGUUUGCUGAUUUUCCAACUGUUGAGUGAUGCAGAUCAUGAGAGCUUAACCUUGACUCUAGCUCAAGCUCUUUGAUUACCAUCAGUUUACAGAGCAGAAGUUUAUUUAAGAACUUUCGUUCAACAUUGAACCAAAAUAUGAUUUGCAGUAAGGGUUGAGGAUUCAUCCUUUUAAAAGACUUGUGGUUUGGUAUUUUGCAGUUCAUGUAUGAUAAGAAGGAACCACGUGAUUUGAAAUUAUUG